UAGGAAAAUUGUUACUUUUUUGCAUCUGUAGUCGCCGAGCACCUGUACGGUCUCGAUGAAAGUGCCGAACUUGUCGGGGCUUUGAGAUGGCUUGAUCUUGGAGCUGAGGCCCGUCGGAGAAUUCACCAAAUAAUUGCUUCAUAUGACCAUCAUCCUGCCCAGGCCCACGGUGAUGAGUCAGGAAGCGUAUCACGGCCUGGGUCCCCGGCAUUCCAAUCCCUCAUCGAUGCGUUUGAAGCUGAGGUAAGACAGGAUUUCGACGUCCACCGCGAGACUGUUUCCUAAUCAACCUCAGAAUAUGAGCGUCUCGAUUCUCGCUAAACUCCCUUAUCCCGUUGCCACCCACCGCGAUUCAACGGAGUCAUGCCUUCCCGGCACCAGAACAGGCCUCAUCAAGCACAUCAUGGCCUGGUGUCGAAACAUUCAGGUUAGUGAGAAACGUGUCAUGCUGCUGACUGCUGUUGCUGGUGCCGGGAAGACAUCUAUAGCAAGCUCAAUUGCAGAGGAGUGUACAAAAGAAGGGAUAUUAUUGUUGAGCUUUUUCUUCAGGGCAGGCGAGCAGUCACGGCCAGAUCAUCUGUUCAGUGGCAUGGCUCGUUCUCUAGCAGCAUGCGACCCCGUGUAUCAUAACUUCAUCACAUCCACUCUUCAGAUCGAUCCAACUCUCAUAAAUGCCCCAUUCAUGAGGCAAUUCGAGAAACUGGUGGCUGAACCUCUGCGAAUGAAAGUACCGUCUUCCGAUCGCCCCAUGGUAAUUAUCAUUGAUGCGUUGGACGAAUGCGACAAACAUGUGUCCCCACGUCUUGUCGACGUACUUUCGAAAGAAGUGCCGAAAUUGCCUUCCAACAUCAAAUUUUUUGUCACCUCUAGGCCGUUCGACCUUGUCGAUCGUCUUCUCUUCCCUGAAUUCCCUAUCGACCGCCUCGGCAUUAGUCUUUCAGACGAUGCUAACGUGCAUGAUUGUGCUAUUUACAUCCGUACGCAACUUCACGAACUGAAAAAUGCACAUCCUGGUUUGAAACACAAUCUCAAAGAGGACGAUGAAUUGGUCCAAGCCAUAUUGGAACGAGCAGGUGGCUUGUUCAUUUGGAUCAGUACCGUGUUCCGCUACGUGAAGACCACUGGUACCUCUCCUCUGGAGAUUCUGGGGGAACUGCUCAAUGCUAGCUCGAACCGGCCGACGGCCUACGCCGAAGAAAUUAUGGACAACCUGUAUUCGAACAUUUUGGAGAAAUGUCAUUGGAAGGACGAGGACUUUGUGCAUGACUAUCAGAUCACCAUGGGGGCAAUCCUAAUCGCGCAACGGCCACUGUCUGUUGAGGCCUGGGAUGCUAUUCUGUCGCCCCUCCUGAAGUCAUCCGUCAGAGAUACAUUAGCUGAACUCGCUCCCUUCGUCUCAGGAGUUGGGGAUCUUCGAAUGCCUGUUCACAUCCUGCACCAGUCUUUCCCUGACUUCCUCAUGUACCGAUCGAGUUCACAAUCGCCCGGACUUCCCCGGUUUACAGUGGAUGCCAUGAGGGAGAAUGAGAGGGUAGCCCUGCGCCUCAUGGAAAUCCUGAACAAUGAUCUUUCCUUCAUGAAAGGUUUAGGGCUGGCUAAUAUUUUCUCCAAACGGGCUCGCCUGCCAAUCAUUCCUCAAGAAACGUUGCCUGAACAAUUCCGAUAUGCAUGUAGGCAUAUUGCGUAUCACCUCAAUCAAAUCCAGGAGCCGCCGGAGGGACUCAGGAAGUCCGUUCGCACAUUCCUCAAUCAGCGAGUAGUGCAAUGGGUAGAAGUGUGUGUGAGAACGGAAGAGUACAUCAGUAUAUCAUCAUUCCCUGAGUGGGCUAGGUUGAGGGCUGAUCGGAGUUCAAGAAAAGCCAUUCGCAUCUUGGCUGGAGCGCUCGACAAGGUGUGGAACAAUCUCCGGCUUCUUUUGAGAUUCCAUGAGGCAUAUGAGCUGGCAAAUGAUACCGUUGCACUCUGUCGUUGCCUUACAUCUUUGGACCUAAAAUCCUACGCCCCAAUUCUAGCUCAAUCGCUCUGGAGACUUUCUGUAUCACUUAAGAAUCUCGAAAUGCAUUCCGAGGCGCUCCCGGUGAUCAAAGAAAGUGUCGAACUCUGGCGCGGUCUAGUUGCCUUUCGUCCGACAUCAUACGCCCUACCUUUGGCUGGAUCACUCCAGACUCUAAACUCUUCACUUACGAACCUCGGACGGUAUUCCGACGCCCUCGCAGUGAUCGAGGAAAGUGUCAAACUCUGGCGUAAACUAGUUGCCGUUCGCCCGACAGCAUCGCCGUCGGGUUUGGCUCAAUCGCUCCACAAUCUUAACUGGUUACUCCAGAAACUUGGACGCCAUUCCGAGGCACUCCCAGCUAUAGAAGAAUGUGUCAAAAUCUGGCGCGAGCUAGUUGCAGUUCACCCGACAUCCUACACCCCAUACUUGGCCAGAUCGCUCCACAAUCUUAACGAGACACUCAACGGUCUCGGACGGCAUUCCGAGGCGCUCCCGGUGAUCGAAGAAGCUGUCAAACUGUGGCGCAAGCUAGUUGCCUUUCAUCGGACACCAUACACCAUUGGGGGUUUAGCUUCUUCGCUCCACAAUCUCGGCUGGUUAUUGGACAAGCUUGGUCAGCAAUCUGAGGCCAUGCCUUUCAUUGAAGAAUCCAUUUCUCUUUACCGUUCAAUUCCUGUUGUCUAUCCAGCGUUAUAUGCCACAGCGUUAUAUGCCACAGCUUUGCACACUCUAUCAUACGUGUUGUUAUCCGUCGGGCGUUACUCAGAUGCACUUGCCGCUGGUGAAGAGUCAUUAUCCUACUAUCGCCGGCUUCAUUCUAAGUACCCGAGCGUCACCAAUGAACAUAAUCUCCAAAAGUUAUGUUCUUGUAUUGCUGUUGCAUUGGAGCGCCUUGGAAGACAUGACGAUGCAAUGGCUGCACGGACUCUCAUGGGGAAUCUAUGACGACGGGGCGACAACACCACACACAACUUUCCGAAUAUCGUACACAUCAUGAAUGACGAUGCAUGUUUGCAUUAACCUCACAAACACGAACACGAAGCCGUAGUACUAAGAAAACCAACAUUCGCUUUUUGUUGACAUGGCCUUAUCUCCAUUGGCACCCCAACUGCCCACGCUGUUCCCUAGUGCCAAAACAUGAGGGCCAAUCACCGCCGUGGGCCCAUUAUGCUGAUUUACCUUACAGUUCCGCAGACCGAGAGGACGCCAAUUAACCAUUGCGUAAAUUACGAGUAAACAUAUGCGGUUGGCUUUCAUUCAUAGUUGCCCUUUUUCCUAUUCAGCAGAUUGCUCGCUGCACAUAAUCCUAACUGGUGUCUUUAAUGUGUCGACCCACUAAACAUGCAAUUUAAAGUAUGCAAUGCCCAUCUUACUCAACGUGUGGCU
Messenger RNA from Cantharellus anzutake, 3382 nucleotides. RefSeq lists its product as uncharacterized. The record is from RefSeq and is a predicted model, not a curated record. Gene Ontology annotation, molecular function: protein binding. The transcript is spliced from 2 exons. NCBI's taxonomy places the organism in Eukaryota, Fungi, Basidiomycota, Agaricomycetes, Cantharellales, Hydnaceae. Bases 299 to 2941 code for a protein of 880 amino acids.